CCAGGCCGCCGAGGGAGCGGCGGGGCCGGCGCCAUGGCCGAGCGGGGCCGCCUGGGCCUGGCCGGCGCGCCCGCCGCGCUCAACACGCCGGUGCCCAUGAACCUGUUCGCCACCUGGGAGGUGGACGGCUCCAGCCCCAGCUGCGUGCCCAGGUUGUGCAGCCUGACCUUGAAGAAGCUGGUGGUCUUCAAGGAGCUGGAGAAGGAGCUCAUCUCGGUGGUGAUUGCUGUCAAGAUGCAGGGCUCCAAGCGGAUCCUGCGGUCCCACGAGAUCGUGCUGCCCCCCAGUGGACAAGUGGAGACUGACCUGGCGCUGACGUUCUCCCUGCAGUACCCCCACUUCUUGAAAAGAGAAGGCAACAAGCUUCAGAUCAUGUUGCAGCGAAGAAAGCGGUACAAGAACCGGACGAUCCUGGGCUAUAAAACGCUGGCGGCUGGCUCCAUCAACAUGGCCGAGGUGAUGCAGCACCCCUCCGAGGGCGGCCAGGCGCUGAGCCUUUGCAGCAACAUCAAGGAGGCCGCGGUCAAGGUGGCCGAGAUCUGGAUCUUCUCCCUGUCCAGCCAGCCCAUCGACCACGAGGACAGCAGCAUGCAGGCCGGCCCCAAGGCCAAGUCCACCGAUAACUACUCCGAGGAGGAGGACGAGAGCUUCUCCUCCGAGCAGGAGGCCAGCGACGACGCCGCGCAGGGGCAGGAUUUGGACGAGGAUGACUUCGACGUGGGGAAGCCCAAGAAGCAACGGCGAUCGAUACAACAGAACUUCAAGCAGAAAGUCGUGGCCCUGCUGCGGAGAUUUAAAGUUUCCGAUGAGGUCCUGGACUCGGAGCAGGACCCUGCAGAGCACGUCCCCGAGGUGGAGGAGGACCUGGACCUUCUGUACGACACGCUGGACAUGGAGAACCCCAGCGACAGCGGCCCCGACAUGGAGGACGACGACAGCGUCCUCAGCACCCCCAAGCCAAAGCUCAGGCCGUACUUCGAAGGCCUGUCCCACUCCAGCUCGCAGACAGAGAUCGGGAGCAUCCACAGUGCCCGCAGCCAGAAGGAGCCUCCGAGUCCGGCCGACGUGCCCGAGAAGACGCGGGCCCUCGGAGGGAAGCAGCCAAGUGACAGCAUCUCCGAUUCCGUGGCCCAUAGCCCACCCGCCCCGGGGGAGCAGCCAGCCCAGCCUGAGGACAGCCCGGAGGUGGAGACCUCUGCCCUGGACAUGUUCACCGAGAAGCUGCCACCCAGCGGGCGGAUCACCAAGACAGAGUCUCUGGUCAUUCCCUCCACCAGGUCCGAGGGGAAGCAGGCCGGCCGCCGGGGCCGGAGCACGUCGCUGAAGGAGCGGCAGCCGGCGCGUCCGCAGAAUGAGCGGGCCAACAGCCUGGACAACGAGCGCUGCCCGGACACUCGGAGCCCGCUGCAGAUCCCCAGGAAGACUGUGUAUGACCAGUUAAACCACAUCCUCAUCUCCGAUGACCAGCUCCCCGAAAACAUCAUUCUUGUCAACACCUCGGACUGGCAGGGGCAGUUCCUCUCAGACGUCCUGCAGCGGCACACGCUCCCCGUGGUGUGCACGUGCUCUGCUGCCGACGUCCAGGCGGCCUUCAGCACCAUCGUCUCUCGGAUACAGAGAUACUGCAACUGCAAUUCCCAGCCCCCGACCCCCGUGAAGAUCGCCGUGGCGGGGGCGCAGCAUUACCUCAGCGCCAUUCUGCGGCUCUUCGUGGAGCAGCUGUCCCACAAGACCCCCGACUGGCUGGGCUACAUGCGCUUCCUCGUCAUCCCGCUGGGCUCCCACCCGGUGGCCAGAUACCUGGGCUCUGUGGACUACAGGUACAACAACUUCUUCCAGGACCUGACCUGGAGAGACCUGUUCAGCAAGCUGGAGGCCCAGAGCGCCGUGCAGGACACGCCGGACAUUGUGUCGAGGAUCACGCAGUACAUCUCGGGGGCCAACUGCGCCCACCAGCUGCCCAUCGCGGAGGCCAUGCUGACCUACAAGCAGAAGAGCCCCGACGAAGAGUCCUCUCAGAAGUUCAUUCCCUUCGUAGGGGUGGUGAAGGUUGGAAUAGUGGAGCCGUCUUCGGCCACGUCAGGUGACUCAGAUGACGCGGCCCCCUCGGGCUCCAGCGCACUCUCGUCCACCCCGCCGUCCACAUCUCCCGCGGCCAAGGAGGCCUCACCCACCCCGCCCUCCUCCCCGUCGGUGAGCGGGGGCCUGUCCUCCCCCAGCCAGGGCGUCGGCGCCGAGCUGAUGGGGCUGCAGGUGGAUUACUGGACGGCAGCCCAGCCCGCAGACAGGAAGAGAGAUGCGGAGAGGAAGGACCCGCCCACCACCAAAAACACACUCAAGUGCACCUUCCGGUCUCUCCAGGUCAGCAGGCUGCCCAGCAGCGGCGAGGCUGCGGCCACGCCCACCAUGUCCAUGACCGUGGUCACCAAGGAGAAGAACAAGAAGGUGAUGUUCUUGCCCAAGAAAACCAAGGACAAGGAUGUAGAGUCCAAAAGCCAGUGCAUUGAGGGUAUCAGCCGGCUCAUCUGCACCGCCAAGCACCAGCAGAACAUGCUGCGGGGUGAGCGCUGCCUCCCUCCCUGCCUCCCUCCCCCUCGACGCAGGCGCGAAAACGGGCCGGAAGCGGAAACGGCAGGGCGGAGCCUGUCGAAGCGGAAGUUCGUGGGGCUCGACUCCGCCCCCUCGGGCCUUCCAGAACCGCUGUGGGCCCCACCCUCUGUCCCUCCCAUCACGAUGGGUCCGCCCCCAUCCCCGUAG
Molecule: messenger RNA, 2757 nt
Organism: Balaenoptera ricei (Rice's whale)
Lineage: Eukaryota; Metazoa; Chordata; Mammalia; Artiodactyla; Balaenopteridae
Gene: PACS2
Product: phosphofurin acidic cluster sorting protein 2
Exons: 24
Coding region: 34-2757 (907 amino acids)
Biological process (GO): protein localization to plasma membrane
Molecular function (GO): transmembrane transporter binding
Source: RefSeq, a predicted model, not a curated record